UUUGGUUCUGUGGCAUUGAAAAUUUCUGUUGCUUCUGUAGUUGUUUGCUUCCAGUUGCCCUACAGGCCUAUGCCCUGGUUGCUCAGCAGUGGGUCCUGGUUCCUGUAGCCCACUUGUCGACGGGUGCCCAGGAGAAGCACUCGCCACGCUCCUUAUUAUCCUGGGCGAUAAUUAACCAUAACUGGGUUGGGUGCACUUAGUUCAACUUCUCAGUUGAGGCCACUCUGGCUUGGUUGAACCUACUGGUAGUUUACACUACCACCAGCACAGCUCUCAACAUUAUAGAAGCAGUUAAGCCCCUCACAAAAAAACAUGGCAUCACCUGAUGGGAAGAAAUUAUUUGUUGUUGUUGUUAUAUUCAGCUGCUGGACUUGAAGCCCAGUCUCCAAACAAAAUGAAACAGGUUCGUUCAUCACUUUAGCUGUGAAUUCAAAAACUUCCUGUACCAAACUAAAGGUUUGUCACUAUAUUUAAAAUGUUUUCUCUUCUAGAACAUGGUCAUACAGCCCAAAAAAACAACAGCAACCCAGUGAUUCCAGCCACAAAAUCCCUCAACAAUACAUUGUUUUCUCUUAAUUUCUAAACCUACUACAUUAUACAAAACACUCAUGCAAUAGGAGUGGAUGAAAAAAGGAAUAACUUUGUGGCUUCACAGUGCUUAGGGACAGAGUUAAGGUUCCGUGGGGAGGACAAAAAAAUCUUCUGAGCGAAAAAGUUUGGGAACUGCUGGUAUAAACUACACUUUAUCCCAAGCAUAAUAGGUAGAUGCGACCUUCUUGCAGCAACACCAGAAGCACUCCAAGUGGCCAGAUACUGGUCAAAGGACAUUUAAUCAACUACCAAACUCACAAAUUUUGUAUUUUGUCUGUUUGUUUGCUUUGUUCUGUUAGAAAUGUAAUAUAAUUUGACUGGUUGCCCUGACACGACAAAUAAAAUAACCUUGUUUGCUUGCUCUGGACACCAAAAUAUCUUGUAAGUGGUGUAUAAGGACUGAAAAGCAACAUCAUUUAUGGCCACAGAGAUAUGCUAAAAUGGGACUGGGGUUGUUUUCCCCAUUUUCUUUUUAUCCCCAUCAAACAUCUUGCUUACUUUUCCUGCCCCUUUCUUUCUACCUUCAGUAAUUUUCCCAAUGCUUUUGCCUUGCAGGAGAUCCUGGCAACAGUGCAAGGUUUAACUGAAAAGAUGGGAGGGGAAGACUCUUCUGAGCCCAGCCUGGGAAAGGGCCCUUCCCUCAUUCAGGCCAAGCCUAGAGGAGCAUUCGAGGAGAGAGCCACCCAGAAGAGCAUGCUGGAGGAAGUGCUCACUUCAGAUUUAUGCCGCCAGCAAUUCAGGGACUUUGGCUACAGGGAGACGUUGGGACCUCGGGAGGUUUGCAGCCAGCUGCACCUUCUCUGCCGCCAGUGGCUCCAGCCAGAAAGACGCACCAAGGGGGAGAUGUUGGACUUGGUGGUCUUUGAGCAGUUCCUGGCACUCCUUCCCUCGGAGAUGUCGUCCUGGGUGAGAGAAUGUGGGGCAGAGACCAGUUCCCAGGCGGUGGCCCUGGCAGAAGGCUUCCUCCUGAGUCAGGCAGAGAAGAAGCAGGAAGAGGAGACGGAUUUGUGUCUGGAACGGAUCCCUGAGGCAGGUCAGUGUUUUUAUGAAUCCAGUCAAAGGCAGCAGCCAAGGUGGAUGAUGGAGGACAGCGAAGGAAAGUCUCCCUCAAUGAGAGAGGGAACAAGGACUGGGUCUGCAAGUAGAAGUAUAAGAGCAUCCCUUCCUCAAGAGGAACUCAGAACAGCAUCUGCAGGAGUACAUCAGGUGACUUUUGAGGAGGUGGCUGUGGAUUUCACAGAAGAAGAGUGGGCUCUGUUGGACCCAGGCCAAAGGACCCUUCAUCAGAAGGUGAUGGAGGAGAAUUUGGAAGUCCUGUCCUCUCUGGGAAGCACUUGUGGAAACAAUUCCUCGUCAUCAAAGUGUUUGGAGGGGAAAAAAAGAUUCAGUCAAAAGGCCUUCCUCUCCCGUUACCAAUCAGAUCACACAAGGAAGAAACCAUUUCGUUGUUGGAUAUGCCGAAAGGGUUUCAUUUUGAAGAGUUUCCUCCUUUGUCAUCAAACAACUCACGCCGGGAGGAAACUAUUCAAAUGCCCGAAGUGUAGAAAAGAAUUUAUUUGGAAGUCACACCUCACUCGGCAUCAAGCAACUCACACUGAGGACAAUCCAUUCAAAUGCCUGGAGUGUGGAAAAGGCUUUAUUCAGAAGGCAAGCCUCACUCAGCAUCAAGCAACUCACACUAGGGAGAAACCAUUCAAAUGCCCAGAGUGUGGAAAAGGCUUUAUUCAGAAGGCAGACCUCACUUGGGAUCAAGCAACUCACACUGGGGAGAAACCAUUCAAAUGCCCAGAGUGUGGAAAAGGCUUUGUUCGGAAGGCAAGCCUCACUCAGCAUCAAGCAACUCACACUGGGGAGAAACCAUUCAAAUGCCCAGAGUGUGGAAAAGGCUUUAUUCUGAAGGCAAACCUCAUUCAGCAUCAAGCAACUCACACUGGGGAGAAACCAUUCAAAUGCCCAGAGUGUGGAAAAGGCUUUAUUCUGAAGGCAAACCUCAUUCAGCAUCAAGCAACUCACACUGGGGAGAAACUAAUCAAAUUCACAGAGUGUGGAAAAGGCUUAAUUCUGAAGGCAAACCUCACUCAGCAUCAAGCAACUCACACUGGGGAGAAACCAUUCAGAUGCCCAGAGUGUGGAAAAGGCUUUAUUCAGAAGGCAAACCUCACUCAGCAUCAAGCAACUCACACUGGGGAGAAACCAUUCAAAUGCCCAGAGUGUGGAAAAGGCUUUAUUCAGAAGGGAGGCCUCACUCAGCAUCAAGCAACUCACACUGGGGAGAAACCAUUCAAAUGCCCAGAGUGUGGAAAAGGCUUUAUUCAGAAGGGAGGCCUCACUCAGCAUCAAGCAACUCACACUGGGGAGAAACCAUUCAAAUGCCCAGAGUGUGGAAAAGGCUUUAUUCAGAAGGGAGGCCUCACUCAGCAUCAAGCAACUCACACUGGGGAGAAACUAUUCAAAUGCCCAGAGUGUGGAAAAGGCUUUAUUCAGAAGGGAGGCCUCACUCAGCAUCGAGCAAUUCACACUGGGGAGAAACCAUUCAAAUGCCCAGAGUGUGGAAAAGGCUUUAUUCAGAAGGGAGGCCUCACUCUGCAUCAAGCCAUUCACACUGGGAAGAAACCAUUCAAAUGCCCAGUGUGUAGAAAAGGCUUUAUUCGGAAGGCAGACCUCACUCGGCGUCAAGCAACUCACACUGGGAAGAAACCAUUCAAAUGCCCAGAGUGUGGAAAAGGCUUUAUUCUGAAGUCAUGCCUCACUCUGCAUCAAGCCAAUCACACUGGGGAGAAACCAUUCAAAUGUCCAGAGUGUGGAAAAGGCUUUAUUCAGAAGGCAAACCUCACUCAGCAUCAAGCAACUCACACUGGGGAGAAACCAUUCAAAUGCCCAGAGUGUGGAAAAGGCUUUAUUCAGAAGGGAGGCCUCACUCAGCAUCGAGCAAUUCACACUGGGGAGAAACCAUUCAAAUGCCCAGAGUGUGGAAAAGGCUUUAUUCAGAAGGGAGGCCUCACUCUGCAUCAAGCCAUUCACACUGGGGAGAAACCAUUCAAAUGCCCAGAGUGUGGAAAAGGCUUUAUUCAGAAGGGAGGCCUCACUCUGCAUCAAGCCAUUCACACUGGGGAGAAACCAUUCAAAUGCCCAGAGUGUGGAAAAGGCUUUAUUCAGAAGGGAGGCCUCACUCAGCAUCGAGCAAUUCACACUGGGGAGAAACCAUUCAAAUGCCCAGAGUGUGGAAAAGGCUUUAUUCGGAAGAGAGACCUCACUCGGCAUCAAGCAACUCACACUGGGGAGAAACCAUUCAAAUGCCCAGAGUGUGGAAAAGGCUUUAUUCAGAAGGCAAACCUCACUCAGCAUCAAGCAACUCACACUGGGGAGAAACCAUUCAAAUGCCCAGAGUGUGGAAAAGGCUUUAUUCAGAAGGGAGGCCUCACUCAGCAUCAAGCAACUCACACUGGGGAGAAACCAUUCAAAUGCCCAGAGUGUGGAAAAGACUUUAUUCGGAAGAGAGACCUCAUUCGGCAUCAAGCAACUCACACUGGGGAGAAACCAUUCAAAUGCCCAGAGUGUGGAAAAGGCUUUAUUCGGAAGAGAGACCUCACUCGGCAUCAAGCAACUCACACUGGGGAGAAACCAUCAAAUACCCAGAGUGUGGAAUAGGCUUUAUUCAGAAGGCAGACCUCACCUGGCGUCAAGCAUUUCACACUGGGGAGAAACCAUUCAAAUGCUUUGAGUGUGGAAAUAGUUUCAACUUGGAAGAAAUCCCUCACCCAUCAUCAGGUCAUUCACACUGGGGAGAAACCAUUCAAAUGUCCAGACUGUGGAAAAGGCUUUAUUCAGAAGGCACACCUCACCUAUCAUCAAGCAAGUCACACUAGGGAGAAACCAUUCCAAUGCACGGAGUGUGGAAAAGGUUUUAUUCAGAAGGUAUACUUUACUCAACAUCAAGCCAUUCACACUGAGAAACCAUUCAAAUACCUGGAGUGUGGGAAAAAUUUUUUUUCGGAAGAUAGAUCUGACUUACCAUGAAACAAUUCACAGUGGGGAGAAGCAUUUCCGUGUCUGGAGUGUGGGAAAGGUUUCAGUCUGAAGGCAGACUUAACUCAGCAUCAAGUAACUCACACUGGGGAGAAGCCAUUUAAAUGCCAGGAGUGUGGGAAAGGUUUCAGUCGGAAGGCAUGUCUUGGUCAUCAUCAAGCAACUCACACAAGGCAGAAGCAGUUGAAGGUCUUACGGGACACUAAAAAUUCAUAGCAAUGAGAAACCAUUGAUAUGUUUAGAGUCUGAAAAGUGUUUCACUAAGCCUGCCUUUUGUUCCAGUAAGUCGUAGCCGUGUGUGUGUGUGUGUGUGUUGAAGAAAAACCUGUUGGAUUUUUGUUUGCAACACUGCAAGUUUAUGUUUCAACUCUGCUAUUAAGAGUAAAGAUUUUUCUGUUCAUUU
Molecule: messenger RNA, 5020 nt
Organism: Anolis sagrei ordinatus
Lineage: Eukaryota; Metazoa; Chordata; Lepidosauria; Squamata; Anolidae
Source: RefSeq, a predicted model, not a curated record